GGCAGAGAGAGAGAUUUAAGAAUUGAUAGGUGGCCGAGUUGUGCUUGGCAGUGUGGAUAUGCGCAGGCAAAAACGAGGAGGUGUAUUCCUCUCUCCUAUGGGAUUCCUGACAGCAAUGGACAGAGAGAAGAAGGAGGAACAGUGGCUGGCGUUUCUCGACUUUCAGGUCUAUAAAGGCGCACAUCAGACCUCUUUAAUUAGCGCAUUUAGCAAGAUUUCAUAUCACUUCGGAUACUAGACACAGUUCUAUUAGCACAGAGGCGCCACAGGAAGAUUCCAGGACAAGGGCGCAGCCAUGACGACAGAGAGCUCCCAGCAACGCUUGGAUCCAUCUAAUCCUCUGUGCUCCGGUGCAGCGGCCGGUGCCGUGAAUGCGGCGCUGCUGAGCGCGCGGCCGCUGAUGGACAGCGCAUCACCCAAAGGGAAGAAGGCAAACUCGGGCUUGAGACGCCCGGAAAAGCCCCCCUACUCCUACAUAGCCCUCAUCGUGAUGGCAAUUCAAAGCUCGCCGACCAAACGGCUCACUCUCAGCGAAAUCUACCAGUUUCUACAGGCCCGCUUCCCGUUCUUCAGAGGCUCCUACCAAGGAUGGAAAAACUCCGUUAGACACAACCUGUCCUUGAACGAGUGCUUUAUAAAGCUGCCCAAAGGUCUCGGCAGACCCGGCAAAGGCCACUACUGGACCAUUGACCCGGGCAGUGAGUUUAUGUUCGAGGAGGGCUCUUUUCGUCGCAGACCACGGGGGUUCCGUAGGAAAUGCCAAGCUUUGAAGCCAAUGUACCGGAUGAUGAAUGGCAUCGGGUUUGGCGCAUCUGUGCUGCAGCAGAACUUUGAUUUCCAAACGCCUCCUGGCUCGUUAGCGUGUCAUAACGGCUACAACAUAGACUUGAUGGGGAAUACGGGGGCAGGGGGCUUCGAGGGACUCGGAGGGGGACACGUUCCGCACGUGUCCCCCGGCCCCGGGGCGUCAUACGUGGCUGCGUGUCAGAUGGGCUCCGCCGCGGACUACUGCCCGGACAGCAGCAGCAGCCCCGUGCAGUCCUCCCCGGCGGUGGUGGGCUCUUUGGACUGUCACUCGCCCUAUGCAAACACGGCCUCACACUGGAGCUCACCCGGCGUGCCCUCCUAUAUCAAACAGCAGUCACUAGCGUCGGGCAGUCCCACGUCCUCUGCUCUGCACACGGGGAUGCCGUCCUACACGUUGGAUCAGGGCUAUCUGCACCAUAAUGCACGCGAUUCCGCUGACAUUCCAGUGGGGCUGUCUCGGUAUUCCUGCCACUCAUCUCCCGUGUGUGACAGGAAGGAUUUCGUCUUGAACUUAAAUGGCAUCUCUUCCCUUCAUCCCAGCGCCGGGGGAUCCUAUUAUCAUCAGCUCCACCACCACCAGAGCGUCUAUCAGGAUGUAAAGCCAUGCGUCAUGUGACCGGAAGAGGCAAAAGAGACAAAAGUGCAAAUGCAACCCUCGGGCACUUUGUCGCCGUAACAAAAAUGAACGGUUAUUUUCUAACCGCCUGGUGGUUUUCAUUCAAUAUGAUGGGACCUGUCGUGCCAUUACGCGCUCUCACUACGUAACUGACUUUAAGUCCCAACUCUUACUGAAAAAGACAUAGCACACACCUGAAUAUAUCGUCAUGCACUUGUUGAUAUCCUGUAGCAAGCAAUUAAAGAUAAUUGAUUUCAAAGCAGUGA
Messenger RNA from Betta splendens (Siamese fighting fish), 1689 nucleotides. RefSeq names its product forkhead box F2a (gene foxf2a). The record is from RefSeq and is a predicted model, not a curated record. Bases 296 to 1423 code for a protein of 375 amino acids. NCBI's taxonomy places the organism in Eukaryota, Metazoa, Chordata, Actinopteri, Anabantiformes, Osphronemidae. Gene Ontology annotation, biological process: regulation of transcription by RNA polymerase II; animal organ morphogenesis. The transcript has 2 exons. Gene Ontology annotation, cellular component: nucleus. Gene Ontology annotation, molecular function: RNA polymerase II cis-regulatory region sequence-specific DNA binding; DNA-binding transcription factor activity, RNA polymerase II-specific.